Messenger RNA from Oppiella nova, 1096 nucleotides. Lineage: Eukaryota; Metazoa; Arthropoda; Arachnida; Sarcoptiformes; Oppiidae. The record is from the annotation of a GenBank genome assembly.
ACUUAUGAAUUUGAUGGACACGUAUACGAAGGCGAACACAGAAUUUUGUGUNUCACGGUGAACGGCACGUCCAACAACGACACGGGACGGGUGAACGCCUCCCUCGAGACGAAGUACUACUUCAGCGACUGGGGCUUCACGCUGAAGGAGAAGUGGAAUACGGAUAACACGUUGGCCACGGAGUUGUCGGUCGAGGAUCAGCUGAUUAAGGGCUCGAAGCUGGCGUUCAGCGCCAACUUCGCCCCCCAGAGCGGCAAAAAGGCGGGCACUUUGAAGUCGUCCCUAAAGGCCGACCACUUCAACGCCAACGCCGACAUUGACUUCGACUACGGCGGCGCCCUCUUCCACGGAUCAGCUACUCUGGGACACCAGGGCUGGUUGGCGGGGGCGCAGCUGUCGUUUGACCCCCAGCAGAGCAAACUGACCAAAACGAACUUCGCGGUCGGCUAUCAGGCCGGGGAUUUCGUCCUCCACACCAAUGUGAACGACGGUCAGGAGUUCACGGGAUCGGUGUACCAGAAAGUGAACAGUCAGUUGGAGUCGGGCAUCAACCUGGCCUGGACGUCGGGCAACAACACCACCCGAUUCGGGUUGGGAUGCAUUUAUAAAUUAGAUUCCGAUUCUUCCAUCAAAGGGAAAGUAAACAACGCGAGUCAGAUCGGACUGGCCUUCACUCAUAGACUACGGCCGGGCAUAGCGCUGACGCUGAGCGCCAUGAUUGACGGCAAGAACUUCAAUCAGGGCGGACACAAACUGGGAAUGGGCUUCGAUCUGGAGGCCUAAGCCCCUCAGCGAUCAGUGUAUCGUUUUAACACCCUUUUCCCCAUUAAACUACAGUUUUAGACAUAUAUAUACGACAAUUCGAUGAUUAGUUUUAACUUCUUUUAAGUAAAGAUUAUUAUAAUUAAUUAAUUAAAUCCAUAGACAACAGAGAGAAUACAAAUACUUUGGAAAUCUUAAGAAUCGAUUAUUAUUUUAUGUAACGCUUUGUGAAGAACUAUAUAAACUUUUUGUGCACUUAUUGUUAAAAUUAAAUAUGAAAUUAAGAGGCGAUUCGUAGAAUUAAAUCGUUAGUCAAUUAUUUUACAAAAAAAUA